This is a messenger RNA of Colletotrichum lupini, 1638 nucleotides long. RefSeq lists its product as uncharacterized. The coding region runs from base 1 to 1638 and encodes 545 amino acids. The record is from RefSeq and is a predicted model, not a curated record. Gene Ontology annotation, biological process: transmembrane transport. The transcript is spliced from 7 exons. Gene Ontology annotation, molecular function: transmembrane transporter activity. Lineage: Eukaryota; Fungi; Ascomycota; Sordariomycetes; Glomerellales; Glomerellaceae.
AUGGAUAGCAACACAAGACAUGUAGCGGAGGAAACAACGCGGGCGAGGACGUUGGGAAACGUUCGUUUAAGGCAUCCAGAGACCAACGAGAUCAUAUUGAUCCCGACGCCAUCAGCAGAUCCAAACGACCCCUUAAACUGGCCACAAUGGUACAAGUACUACAUGGCGGGGUUGAUAUGCUUCGCUAUGAUGAUGUGUAACUUUCUGGCAGCGGGACCCUCGAUCGCGUUGCUAGAUACAGCCUUGGAGUUCUUCCCGGCAGCCGCCACCGAUACUGAUGUUCUCAGCCUCGCGAUCGCCAGAACUGCUUACUUCUUCACGACAACCGCCCUGCUCCAGGGGGUGGGCAACUUCUUCUGGGUUCCGCUCGCCAACAAGUUUGGCCGACGGCCAGUCUACGUUGCGAGCUACUCCAUCUACUUUGCAUGCACAAUAUGGCUCAUUUUCGAUCACUCGUACGGCGGCUUCUUGGCCGGCCGAAUCCUGAUGGGAUUUGGCGCUGGAGCCGCGGAGACGAUCGCGCCCAUCUCCAUCGCUGACGUUUUCUUUCUGCACGAAAGAGGAACCAUCAUGGCACUCUAUACCGCGUUCCUUUCUGCGGGCGUCGGCUUUGGUGUGGUCAUUUCAGGUCUCAUCACCAUCAACCAUAACUGGAGAGUCAUCUACCAAGUUUCUGCCGCUUUGGUCGGCGUUGUGCUCCUACUGGCAUUCUUCACCUUCCCCGAGACCGCAUACGAGAGAGACGAAGCGAGUGCUUGGAACCGCCUGGGUUCGAUAGACGGGAGCAAACCCGGGUCGGUGAGGUCCGAAGGCGAGCUGCCCGCUCGUCCGCUAGGAGCUUCGACGACGACGACAAGACGCUCAAAGCAAUCAUACCUUUCUUCGCUGAAAAUCUUCAACAAGACGCUGACGCAGGAGAGCCUGCUGAAGCUUGCGUUGCGACCCCUGGGCCUGAUUCUCUUGCCGCCGGUCCUCUGGGCGGCGCUGGUGCAGGCCGUGACGGUCGGUUUCCUCGUCGCUGUGUCUUCCAAUGCUGGUUCCGCCUUCUACACGGCGUACGGGUUCGAUUCGUGGCAGAUUGGCCUCUGCUUCAUUGCCGGCAUCCUCGGUGCGUUGCUCGGUAUCCCGGCGGGCGGGCAUCUUGGCGACAUGAUUGCGGAUUGGUUUACUAGACGAAACGGCGGGAUGCGGGAUCCGGAGAUGCGACUGCCUGGCAUGGUCAUCAGUAUGGUUACGACUCCGUUGGCUCUCGUUCUCUACGGCGUCGGCAUCGAUAGCCAGCUGCACUGGAUCUGUCCCACCAUCGGCCUUGGACUUCUUACCUUCACCAUCUCCCAAGGAACGAACAUCUGUCUCGUGUACGUGAUUGAUGCCUACCGGCCCGUCGCCGGCGAAAUCACCCUGGCCGUCAUGGGCUUCAAGUCACUCUUUGGCUUCCUGUUGUCCUUCUACACCAAUACCUGGGUUGAAAAGGCAGGGUACGACAAUGCCUUUGGGGCCAUGGCGGGCAUCGCAUCUGCCGUCUUGGUCCUGUGGGUGCCGUUAUUCGUCUGGGGCAAGGCGAUACGACACGAGUCGUGGAAGUGGCCGAUCAUCCGGUAUAUCCAUUGGAACGAAGACAGGGAGGUAGGGGAAUAA